Messenger RNA from Thamnophis sirtalis, 1018 nucleotides. NCBI's taxonomy places the organism in Eukaryota, Metazoa, Chordata, Lepidosauria, Squamata, Natricidae. The record is from RefSeq and is a predicted model, not a curated record.
GCUAUGUGGCUUUGAACCCUUCUUUGACCCAAGAGGAGAUCAGUAUAUGUACAGCCGAAUCCUAAAUUGUGACUACGAGUUUGUCUCCCCUUGGUGGGAUGAAGUGUCCCUCAAUGCCAAGGACCUGGUGCAAAAGCUGAUUGUCCUGGAUCCCCAGAAGAGGCUAACAGUUCUUCAAGCCCUAGAGCACCCUUGGGUGACGGGCAAAACUGCUAAAUUUGCUCACAUGGACAGCACCCAGAAGAAACUACAAGAGUUUAAUGCAAGGAGGAAAUUAAAGGCUGCCGUGAAAGCAGUGGUGGCAUCCAGCCGCCUUGGCAACCACAGCCACCACGAGGGAUGCAGAAAUGAGCGCCAUCAGGAUGCUACCACAGAGGACAGCGCAGCUCCCUCGGCAGAGAGUGGCCUCUUCCUCCAAGAAGAGAACCUUUACGAGGAGAAGAAGGUGGAGACUGACACAGAAGAAGCCGUGACCAUAAACAGCCCCUUAGCCAAGGUCGAGAAGCUGGAAGGUUUCCAGAACGAGAGUCCCGUAACCCCGGUGAUGAUACUUAACGGUUCCGGCUGCAACACUUAACCCUACGGCACACCAGUGCAUUGCUCUUGUCACCAACUCAAGGGGUAUAUGAAGUCUUGUCGCCACCGCCGAUAGACCAAAUUCGAACAAUGACCAUCAAAGGCCACCAGCCAGAUUGAGAGAGCAAUUCAGAUGGAGGAGGACCGAAAGCUAGUUGAACUUAUGAGAAAGUGCUACAGGGACAUCAUCUUCUACAACCUGGCCUCUUCUGGUUAUGUGCGAUUCCUGCUCCUAUCAUCUUCAUCCGGGGAUGAUGGGAGCUAUUGAUCCAAUUUUUUUGGAGAGCACCACACUGGGGAAAGCACUAAGGAUUGGCAACGCUGCGGGGGCUGAAGAGCCGUUUAUCUUGUUUUGCAGAGAAAUCCAUGUUCUUGAAUACCCUUGGUGUGUGUGUGUGUGUGUGUGUGUGUGUGUGUGUGUGUACGCACACACGCAAGUAUG